Messenger RNA from Pezoporus occidentalis (night parrot), 831 nucleotides. RefSeq names its product gamma-2-syntrophin-like. The transcript is spliced from 10 exons. The record is from RefSeq and is a predicted model, not a curated record. Gene Ontology annotation, molecular function: structural molecule activity; protein binding. The annotation marks the transcript as partial. NCBI's taxonomy places the organism in Eukaryota, Metazoa, Chordata, Aves, Psittaciformes, Psittacidae. Gene Ontology annotation, cellular component: dystrophin-associated glycoprotein complex; intracellular anatomical structure.
UUGUUCUAUGCAUGGGAGUUCACUGGGAUGGGUAAUGCUUCCAGUAGGCAAAAGACUAAAACUGGCAUUGCAUUGUUGUAUGAUGAAGUAUCCGAAAAUGCUUAUGACAUCCGACUGAAGCUUAUGAAAGAGGUAUUAACAAUUCAAAAACAAGAUGUCGUCUGUGUUAGUGGAAGUGAUCACAGUACAAAUCACAGAACUGUUACACUUCAUAGACAACCAGUUGGUGGCUUGGGCUUAAGCAUAAAGGGUGGUGCUGAGCACAAAGUGCCUGUCGUCAUAUCAAAAAUAUUUAAAGACCAAGCAGCUGACCAAACAGGAAUGUUAUUUAUAGGAGAUGCAAUAAUACAGGUUAAUGGUAUAAAUGUAGAAAGUGCUACCCAUGAAGAAGUGGUACACCUAUUGAGAAAUGCUGGCGAUGAAGUUACCAUCACUGUUCAGUACCUCAGGGAAGCUCCAUCAUUUUUAAAGCUCCCAUUAGGUUCCCCUGGACCAUCCAGUGAUCACAGCAGUGGAGCUUCAUCACCUCUCUUUGACAGUGGCUUACAUUUAAAUGGAAACUCAACUAACACUGCUCCAUCAUCACCUUCUUCACCCAUAGCUAAUGAACCAAAAUAUGAGAAGCGCUGGCUAGACACCUUAUCAGUUCCUCUGUCAAUGGCUCGAAUCUCAAGGUACAAAGCUGGAACAGAUAAAUUAAGAUCAAAUGCAUUUGAAGUGCUGGCACUCGAUGGAGUUAGUACUGGGAUACUUCAGUUUUAUACAGCCCAGGAGAGUGCUGACUGGCUGAGAGCAAUGUCAACUAACAUCAGUGAUUUGACACUUCAAAAU